AUGCUAGAUGAUCUGGCUAUAUUUCUAGACAAAAACAACUUCACUCAUAUAACCAAUUACAUGUUCUCUAAUGGAGGGACCAAUACCAUUCUUUUUAUAACUUUAGCGGGUAAUCCAAUCAACGUAAUUGAAGAAGAAGCAUUCCACGGGCUACAAAACCUCAGAUUUGUCAAUCUGUUCGACACGCAAAUAGCAGUUCCACUUAAGAUUUGUCCAGCAAAGACUCAAGUUGCGUAUCUAGUUCCUCAGACCACAGAUGCAAGCAUUGUAUUAACCGACCUUUUCAUGCCUUCGAGCGAUUUUAUGGACACAGCUGGAUACAUUUGCGAAGAGUUUGACUUUAUAACCAGCUGCAAGACAUGCAGGAGAGGAAGCUUCAAGGCAGAGAACGAAAAAAAGUGCUACGCGUGUCCUCCAGGCGGCUUUUAUCAAGAUGAGCUAGGUUAUACAGGCAAGUUUCAUUAUGGCUAUGGUUGCAAACAAUGUCCUCCUGGUUCCUAUGUAAAGCCUGAGCUUGCUCCUGGAAAAUCGGAAUCAGACUGCCAAACUUGUCCACAAGGCACUUACUCCAAAGACUUUGCUAAAUUCCGUGCAUGUAAAUGUAUGGACGGCUACUAUCGUUUGGAUCGAUUUGGACCUUGUACGAUCUGCACUAAGGGAUAUAWAUGCUCRAACGAAAGCAUCACCCUAGAUUUAGGUUUCUACUGGCUUUGGGAAAGCAAAGGAAAUAUGAAAGACUAUGAAAUCUUCACAAAAGAUCUGAGCAUUUCCAUACCCAUGCCUGCCYYAUCGAGGGAUCGUGUCUGGGUGGAUAUCUCUCAAAAUGCGGUGACGGUUAUACAGGACCUCUGUGUGCAGUAUGUGAUACAGGAUACUAUAACAUGA
Actinia tenebrosa (Australian red waratah sea anemone) is the source of this 885-nucleotide messenger RNA. RefSeq lists its product as uncharacterized. The record is from RefSeq and is a predicted model, not a curated record. NCBI's taxonomy places the organism in Eukaryota, Metazoa, Cnidaria, Anthozoa, Actiniaria, Actiniidae.